CAUUACAGUUUCUAGAAUAGACUGGAACGUGCCUGCAGUCACAUUGCAGUUUAACUCAUGAGCUCAUGUAUCGAUUACACUGGCCUGACUGAACACUCAACGUGAACAAAACAAGCGUCGCAAUUUAAGGUUGUGACAGAAGCCUGAUUUGUGAUAUGCGACAGUCGACGAGAGGUGCAAGAAGCUUUUCUCUUCCUCCACAUCCUUCGAUUUAUUCAGCACGACAACUGCAGUGACUUGAAAACUUUUGGAAGCGCUUUUGAACAGAUCGAGUGAAUGAGCACUUGAGAGGAGGAGGGAGAUUAGGAGGAAAGAGAGAAUCGAGGAGCAGAAGUACUAGAGCAGACUGCAGUCUCUGAGUGUUAAAGUGGUGUAUGGCAUGGACAUGGGUGUGCUGGGGAGCAGUGUGCUAGUGUUGGCACUCUUCUGUCAAAGCCAUAGUAUCCCAAACCCUCUAGACAGGUCUAAGAGGUUUCAGGACAGUGCCUGGUCAGACCCAAAUGACUGCUCCAGGAUCAGACAGCCAUUCGACUUGUCUAAUCCUUUUAAUUUCUCCCUGAAUAUCCACAUGCCAGGAGUGAUUCCAACAGAAUCUGACAGCUACUUCUGUAUGGCUGUUCCUGUCCCCACAUCACGGGAGGCCUAUAUAGUGGAUUUUGUGCCCCAUGCCAGUAUGGACACUGCCCACCACAUGGUCUUAUAUGGCUGCAGAACCCCUUAUGUCAUCAAAGGAUACUGGAAUUGUGGGACAGAGCUGGGGACCUGUCAUGAUCAGGCCAAGAUCAUGUACGCCUGGGCCAGGAAUGCUCCUCCUACAAAACUACCCAAAGAUGUUGGCUUUAAAGUUGGAGGUGACACCAAAAUUACGUACUUUGUGCUCCAAAUUCACUAUGGUGAUGUCAGUAAUUUUAAAGAUCAUCAUAGAGAUUGCUCAGGACUCUCUUUAAGAAUGACUUCCAAACCACAGCCCUUCAUUGCUGGCAUGUAUCUUAUGAUGUCUGUGGACACUGUCAUCCCUCCAGGAAAGAAAGUUACUAAUGCAGACAUUGCUUGCACAUACUCAUCAUCCCCGAUGUACCCUUUUGCCUUUAGGACACACACACAUCGCCUUGGUAAGGUUGUUAGUGGGUACAGGGUUCGAAAUGGACAGUGGACACAGAUUGGACGACAGUCUCCACAGCUACCACAGGCUUUUUAUCCAGCUUCCAACACCAUUGACAUUAAAAAUGGAGACAUACUGGCUGCUCGUUGUGUGUUCACAGGAGAAGGAAGAACCAUUAAGACUCGAAUCGGUGGCACCUCAGAUGACGAGAUGUGUAACUUCUACAUCAUGUACUACAUGGACAGCACACAUGCUGAGCCUUACAUGGACUGCAUGGAUCACGGCAGUAGUAAGCUGUUCCAAAACAUCCCUACUGAGGCCAACGUUCCCAUCCCGAUCAGUCCAGACCACAUGUCUAUGAUGCACAUGCCUGCUGCUCAUAAAGAUGUUGUGAAAGAUUUGGAGCUGCAGCAGCCUAAGAGAGAAGAGGAAGAGGUUCUGGACCAGGGUAACUUCUAUUCCCUCCUCUCUAAACUGCUGGGGGAGAGAGAGGACAUUGUCCGUGUGCAUAAGUAUAACCCAGAGGACGCGGCCCAUGCUCAGGCGCAUCUGAUGGCAGAAAUUGAUAGCAUUAUGCAAAAGAAAGACCUGGGCUGGCUGCGGUUAGGCUACAAAACGAAAGAGGAUGCAGUUCUGGUGAGGGACAGAGUGCACAAGUUUCACCAGUUAGAAUCCACUGUCAGUCCCUCCAGGAGCAGGAUUGUACCCGCCAGACAGCUUGCCACAGGGGCGGCUCAGGGGGACAAACAAGGGUCUCAUCUGGUGGAGGUGUCAGACUGGCCUGAGGUGGAACUGCAGCUGGGGCAGGUGUCUGGUCUAGCUUUGGACUCUGAUAAUAACCUGGUCAUUUUCCACAGAGGAGAUCACAGAUGGGGAAUCAACUCCUUUAACAAUAACAACAUCUACCAGCAGAAGUCUCUGGGCCCCAUCCAGCAGUCGACCAUCGUGGUGGUGGAUCCAGUUGUAGGACGAGUGCUUAAAGCUUCAGGAAGAAACAUGUUCUAUUUGCCGCAUGGAAUGACUACUGACAAGGACAAUAAUUACUGGGUGACGGAUGUAGCUCUUCAUCAGGUUUUCAAGCUGAGCAGCAAUGGUAAAGAUCAGCAGCUUCUGGUUCUGGGAGAGGCUUUUAAACCAGGAAGUGACAAAAACCAUUUCUGCCAACCAACAGAUGUGGCUGUGGACCCCACCACUGGAAACAUCUACAUCUCAGAUGGCUACUGCAAUUCCAGGAUCCUCAAAUUCUCACCAGAGGGCAAAUAUAUUGCACACUGGGGGGCAGGCUCCUCGGACAGGAGGCGGCGUGUCUCAUUCCGAAUUCCGCACAGCCUGACCUUCCUACCGGAUAAACAGGAGCUGUGUGUGGCCGACCGGGAGAAUGGACGGAUUCAGUGCUUUAUGACCGAGACGGGCGAGUUUGUGAAGGAGAUAAAAAAAGAGGAGUUUGGAGGAGAAGUGUUUGCCAUUGCAUACAGUCCUUUCCAAGGUGGUCUUAUCUACGCAGUGAAUGGAGAGCCUCCAUAUAGGCAGGCUGCCCCCCUCAGAGGGUUUGUGCUCAAUUAUUCAACCAAGGAAGUCCUGGAUACAUUCAGUCCAGAAACACAGGAAUUUAAAAUGCCACAUGACAUAGUCGUUACAUCAGAUGGGAGUGUCUUUGUUGGAGACGCAGCCUCAGAUUCUGUGAUGAAGUUUGUUCCGUCUGAGAAGGCAGAACACCGCUCUGUUAAAAAGGGUGGAAUCCAGGUUCAAGAAAUUGAAGAAACAGAAACAUUUGUGCAGGCCAAUUUGAAGCCGUUUCCAGUUCAGUCUCCAGUGCAGUUUCCAGUUCAGUCAUCAGAAGCCGCAGUACAGGUCCAAGAGCCGCCACAGAUACAAAAGCAGCUGCUAGCAGCACCCAAAGACAAAGAGAAACUUCAGACUGCAGCCAAUCAGAGUGCUCAGGGCAUGUCCACCACUGUCAUCACCACUCUGCUGCUCAUUCCAUUGGUUGUUGUCAUCGCCAUUGGCGUCUUCAUCCGCUGGAAAAAGGGCCGGAUGUACAGAGAUGAUUGUGAGGUGAAGCUGGAACCAUCAGGAUCAACAGGAGGAAUAUUAGGUAAACUCAGAGGUAAAGCUGCAGGAACCUUAAACCUGGGCAACUUCUUUGCCACCCACAAAGGCUACACACGUCAUGGCUUUGACAGGCUCAGCACUGAAGGAAGUGACCUGGAGAAAGAUGACGAGGAUGGUACCGACUCUGAGAAUGAAGAGUACUCGGCUCCACCUCCUCCCUUGUCUUCAUCCUAAUGAGCAUCCCGCUUUAAACGUUGACCAGUCUUUCUGCUCGCGCUAUCAGGAUGUAUUUUAAUCAUGUAUGUAAUUGUUUGUAUCAGCUGCCGAUACAUUUUAUUGUUUGUGCAAAAUGUUCUCCCCUAGAACAAUGAUUGCCUCUUUAAUUAAUGAUUUUUAGGAGCCACAUAUAGAGAAACAAAGCACUGGUCAUUCUGAGGAUUAAGACAUUUGAUUACUUUUAACAGGAGGUUAGUUGUAUAUUAUUUAUUUAAUGUUAAUAAUGAACAGCUAGUCAAUUUCUUCUGAGAAUUUAUCAACCUGUUAACAUUUUAUUAAAUAUAUAAUUGAUAAAGGCAUUUGUUUCAUAACUUUUACUGUAUGUUUGUGCCUUUUCGACUUUGUAUUUCACCUUCUGCAGCACCUAUAUAUUACUAUAAAUGUGCCACAUAUUUAAGAGCUGCUACUGUCACUUGUGAUUUGAUAUCUGUUUUGCUGCAUUUGAUGAAAAGAGAAAAAAAAAUACAUAUUUAAAGCUGUAUUUACUAGAUUUUCGAAGCUAAUGUGAAAUGUGUCUGAUAUUUGUUGUGACAUACUGAGGUUUUAUUGCAAGAAAACUAUUUUCAGUCACAAUUUUAUUUGUGUAAUAAAGUGUCUGCAAAGCA
Xyrauchen texanus (razorback sucker) is the source of this 4035-nucleotide messenger RNA. It is a transcript of the gene pam, whose product is annotated as peptidylglycine alpha-amidating monooxygenase. The coding region runs from base 380 to 3388 and encodes 1002 amino acids. Gene Ontology annotation, biological process: peptide metabolic process. The record is from RefSeq and is a predicted model, not a curated record. Gene Ontology annotation, cellular component: extracellular region; membrane. Gene Ontology annotation, molecular function: copper ion binding; protein binding; peptidylglycine monooxygenase activity. The transcript has 26 exons. Lineage: Eukaryota; Metazoa; Chordata; Actinopteri; Cypriniformes; Catostomidae.